AUGGGAAAAGAGUAUUCGAAGCUGAAAAACGAUUCAUUCGGAAUAUCAGCAGAAGAAAAGAAACUGUUCAUAGAUUCAUGGACAAUUCUGCGAACAAAUCCUGGCUACUACGGUGUCUGCUUAUUCAUAAUAUUCUUCGAAAAGUUUCCGGAGCACAAAUCCUACUAUUCAAGAAUCAAAUUCGACGAGAUUCCCGAUCUCAGAGCGUACCCAGAUCUAACAUUGCACGGUCUUCGAGUGAUGCGGCAAUUUUCUACCAUUGCCGAGUACAUUGAUAAACCCGAGAUGCUGGUGCAGACCCUUUACCAGCACACGAUGUCCCACCAGAAACGAAAGAUCACGGUGAAGGCCUACGACGAUAUGAGGAAGUGCAUACUUAUGCUGCUAACCAAUAAGCUGAACGCCUCCGGUGAAGUUCUUCUAGCCUGGAACAAAAUCCUAACUACUCUGUUUAAAAUCAUUACCGACAUGAACGCGGAAUUGCAAUUGGAUACUUUAGAUAUAGAUGGAGAAUGGGCUGCGGGACGUUUGUUAUAA
Messenger RNA from Nicrophorus vespilloides, 537 nucleotides. RefSeq names its product globin-like. Gene Ontology annotation, molecular function: oxygen binding; heme binding. The record is from RefSeq and is a predicted model, not a curated record. The transcript has a single exon. The coding region runs from base 1 to 537 and encodes 178 amino acids. NCBI's taxonomy places the organism in Eukaryota, Metazoa, Arthropoda, Insecta, Coleoptera, Silphidae.